Messenger RNA from Echinococcus granulosus, 435 nucleotides. RefSeq lists its product as hypothetical. The transcript is spliced from 5 exons. Bases 1 to 435 code for a protein of 144 amino acids. Lineage: Eukaryota; Metazoa; Platyhelminthes; Cestoda; Cyclophyllidea; Taeniidae. The record is from RefSeq and is a predicted model, not a curated record.
AUGACAUGUCCUCUACAAAUAGGUAUAUAUUCCGAAACAAAAUCUUCCGGCAUUAUUAAGUCCUACGAGCCAAUGCGCAGCCUACAUUCAGCGGAAAUUUCGAGUGCAUCCGACAUCGGUGUGAGAAUGAAGGAUCUAAGUGAAAGAAUACAAGAGGAAAUUGUUAAUGAAUUGAAGUCUAAAAAUAUUGAAAAAGUGGAACCAACUGACUACCGUUCCACUACAACGGUUGAUUUCCAUAGAACUUCCACCUUACCUCAAUCGAAGUCGGGAAACUGGUCCGUUUUAGAUCUAUGGGACGAAGAACCGGCAACCUUUUGGACUGAUAAUUAUUCUGAUGUUACGGGCAUCACCCAACGGUCCGCUGGUGUUAAACCCUUCAGAAAGUGCAGUAACUUUUCAAGAUCUAUAGGGCGCAAGACGGACGCAACUUAG